AUGGACCCCGCCCACACCGGAGGGGAUAUGUCACCUUUGUAUGUGCCAAGAAAAAGGAAGCCUGUCCAAUCACAACCCAAAAGUGGAGUGCCAUGUCCAGUUGUUCAGCGAAUGCCAGAAAGAGCCUGUGAACUGAAUGCAGUUGGGUACCAAGAGAAUGAUGAGCCCCAACCCCAAGAUGCUGUAAAGAUGAAACGAACUUAUGGGAGAAAACGGUACGAGGACCUCCAGAGUGUCCCGUUAGGAGCAGUAGAUUACCCGACCACCAGCUGCUCUGUCCUGCCAUCAGGCAGCCUGGCCAAUGGGUCGGAUCCAGGAUCUUUGGCUCCGCCCACUGCAAGGCUCCCUCCGAGACUGGUGGCGAAGGAUGUUUGGCCUCAAGGUCCAGAGGCCAGCAGGGAGCAGUCCCAGCCUCAGGACCAGAGCUGGAACUCCAGCAGGGACCGAGACCCUGAUGCCUGGGCUCCAGGCAGAGACCGACCCCAGGACCAGGUCUGGAACUCAGGCAGAGACAGAGCAGGACACUCCAGUCAAGACCAGACGUGGAUACCAGGCAGGGACAGAGCUCACGUUGAACCAGACCAGGCCUGGGUGAGGGGCGGGGAGCGCGGUCCUGAGCCGGGUUGGGGGGCCGGUAGGGAUCGGAACCAGGAUCAGGCCUGGAAUGGAGGCAGAGAUCAGGGAAGAGACCGGGCCUCCUCGGGGCCAGAGCAGGGGUGGGGCAGUGGCCGAGACCAAGAUGAAGGCUGGAGCAGCACGAACAGGGACCGAGGAAAUGUCUGGAGGCCUGAUCUGAACAUGAAGAAAGUCCAGAGAGCGGAGAUGGAGCGAAGCCCCCCUGUCAAUAACUUCCCACAGCCACCAGAGGCCAGAGACUCCUGUUCAGAUGCAGCCAGCAUUGGUGAGGCCUCAACAGCCCAGCAAAGCGAAGACCAGAAACCUCCGAUCCUCCCGACCAAGAAGGAGCCUCCGACCUACCCUUCAGGAAGCCAAGAGGAGCGUUGGCAGCUGCAGAUUGUCGCCAAAGGGAGAGUCACCUGUCCAAAAUGUAAAAGUGUGAGCAGGAAGACUGUGGAGGGGCUCAAGAAGCACAUGGAGAACUGCCGACUGCAACCUUUUACCUGUCAACACUGUGGAAAACAGCUCAAGUCUUCAACAGGGAUGAAGUAUCACAUCAUGGCUGACCACAGCCACUUGCCCUCAGCAGAGGAUGCCAAGGACCUGGACGACCGUGCCAUCAAAGACAAGCUGCGUAAAAUCCUGAAGAGACUGGGCAAAUUAAAAUGCUCUAAAGAGGGUUGUACCGCUGCCUUCACCAGCAUCAUGGGAUACGUGUACCACAUGAAGAAGUGCGGGAAGGAGGAGUCCGAGCUGGAGAAGAUGCUGCUGAAUUGCUCUCACUGUGGGAAACCAUACAAAUCCAAGGCGGGUCUGGAGUACCACCUGAAAUCAGAGCAUGCUCCUACACCCCAGAAGACUGAGGAAGACGAGGCGCUGAAGGCCCAGAGGGAGGCCAACCCAGAGAGGACGGCCAGUGGCAGGGUGCAGCGAGCUUCGGCUCAGGUGGCCAACUUCCACCUGGCUGAGAUCGCCAACAACGAGCUGCCUAAAGACUGGCCCAAGAGGAAGUUUCAGUCAGACCUGGUGCCAGAUGACAAAAAGUUAAAAUACGCCCGACCAGGGCUGCCUGCCUUCAGCCAGGAGGUGCUGAGGAAGUGGAAGAAUGAGGUGAAGCUGCAGAGGAAAGUCCAGUGUCCCAACCAGGGCUGUGGCUGCACCUACACCAGUGUGUCCGGACUCAAAGCUCAUCUGGGACUCUGCACAAGGGGCGACUUUGAGGCUGGAAAAUACAGAUGCCUGAUCUGCAAUAAAGAGUUUAACUCUGAAAGUGGAGUGAAAUACCACAUCAACUCUGUCCAUUCACAGGACUGGUUUGUGACGAACAAGAAGGCCUCUAAAAAGUUUGAGAAGUUCCUCAAAAACCAGCCGAAAGAGUUUUCCCAUCAUGCGGACAAACAGAGUAUGGAUCAGUACCACCAUCACCACGUGCAGCAGCAUCACCAUCAGCAGCACCAACACCACCAUCACCACCACCAUCACCAUCAGCAGCAGCAGCAGCAUCAGCUCCAGCACCAGCCUCUGCAGCACCCACUGCAGCCACUGCAUCACCUCCAGCACCAAACCCAGUUCCUCCACCCAGAGCGGCAGAACCUCCCUCCACAAGUGGACACCCAGCUCCAGCAGCCGAUGCUCCACUACACCCCUCUGGAACCUCCUGCGGGGCCGAUGUGGGUCGACAUGGACCGCAGAGAAGCAGUGCCGUUACCGGAGCAGGGACCCAUCGACAUGGAAAUGGCUGUUGAUGAGAAUCCUGAAGGGGACAGCAGCGGGAUGGUGGAGGUUAAAAGGAGAGAGAAGGGGGGACGAGGAGGGGAGAGGGGGAAGGCUGACGGGAAGCAGAAGGAUUGCUUCAGUUAUAGCGGUGGCAGCGGAAGCAGCAGCAGUAGCAGCAGCAGCAGUAAUACUGGCAGCUCAUCGAGCGAAUCAGAGGUGGAGCAGCAGGACAGGCAGAGACAGAUCGACCAGUGGAACCUGAAACGACCGGGCGUCAUGGAGCCCCACACUGAGGCCGGAAAACGACAGAGAAACGCUUAAAAAGACCUUGCAUCAGCUCGUAGGAUUCACAUUUCAACUGUCUGCAGCUGAUUGUAGCGGAGGUAGACUAAGGUAGGACAGGUGUCCGUCCCGACGUAAUUACUUGUGACAGAAAAAAAGACAUGUUCUUCGUUUUCCACAGGAGAAAAAGGCGAGAAGGCAGCUGAGGACUCGAUCCCUGUAACAUUUCAGAUGAUGAUGGAUACCCUAAAGACAACCUCAAGGUGUCAGCUAUGGAUAUGAGAUUAUAUUCACUUCUGUUUUAGAGGCUGUUUCUCUGUCUUGAGAUGGUUGUCAUUGUAUAGCCUUGAGAAAUGUAGGUAUGCUGUUUAUCUGUGUGUUUAUCUGUAACACAUUGUUUUCACCAACUUUAAAUGUCUUAUUCUUUUAAAAAGUUUGAUAAACACUCCUUGUCUUUCAUGUUUACCUAAAGGGAAAAGUUAACCCGCAGAGAGGAUGCCACAGUAUAGUAUUUUGUUAGACUUGUCUAGUCGCUCUCUCUGAAAAGAUUUUGUGCCUAUUAAGUAUGAUCUAUAUAACUUCAUACUGCUUAUCCUCACCUUUACUGACAACUGACUGGCCUUUCUUGGCUAAAUAAUGUCGGCAAUGUCACUUCUUUUCUGGUCGGAUUUGAUAGAAGAAAGGAUAACUUCCCACUGGCUUGGAUUCCCGUCUCUCCGUUACCUCCUUUGUCAUAUUUUCAUUUCAGAUGUUGACUACAUUUCAUUUUCUAGCUGUGUGUUAGCAGUGAAUGCAGCUUUGUUCACUGCUGGCAUUGAUUUGCCAUUUUUGAACCAAACCUGCUGGCAGCUUGUGGUGGGAUGAGAGGUUUGCAUCUGUGUAACUCUCCAGUGCAAGUAAAUGACAUAUGAAGAGCAGUGGAAAAGGAAGGUCAGCACCACUAGUGUUAAAGGUGGAGUCUGCGAUUCUGGACAAAGGCUGUUGAUAUUUACAUAGUCAGCAUGUGCCAGAGUUAAGCCUCGAUUAUACUCCCUUGUGCAUGCACACAUACAACUGUUGCGGACAUCUUGGACGCGUAGCUGUUGCUUUUAUACGAUUUUCUAGUCUGCUUGGAGUCCAGUAAGGAGUGCACAAUAGAUCAGCGCCGAGAUAUUCCCUGUAUGCUCACUACUGCGGAGCAUGUGCACCGCCGCCCUUGCAUCAUAUUUUGGGCUGCACAUCCACGUGGAUCCUAAAAGACGUAGGCAGAUGUACACCACUGACCUGAGCUUCCCUCUUGCUCCCCCUUUUCUCCCUUAAUCACCCUUCCUCUCCCCUGUAUCCUGUGCAUGAGCAUGAUUGUGUACAGAACACGCUGGAACACUGUUCGGUCCGUGCCGCCUUGUUUGUCUCCCUAUUUGCAAUCACAUUCUCCACCUUUAAAGCAACAGCUUGUCCAUCCUCCCCACGUCUUCUGCGCUGGACAUCUCCAGCUAUUAUACAGAAUGUAUUUCCUGCAACAACCACCAAGUGUUGUGUUGUAUUUUUUGUUUGUGUAGGAUUGUGUGAGACCUGUUGAGCAGAGAGCUUUAGAGGUGUUUGGUAGUUUCCAAGAAACAGAAACAACAAAAAGGUACUCGUGAGAUUAUUGUCUUUACGUAGAACUUAAAACUCUAAAUGGACUGUUGAGACAUGUGUUCCUCUUAAACAUUGUGGAGAUGUGAGAGUUUUUAUUUUGCAAUAAUUUUGUAAUAAUUUCAGAAAUGGACUGUUUGACUUCAAAUAGAAAAACAGAUUAUAACUCAAGGGUUACUUACCAGCGUUGUUCCAGGCUUGUAGUCACUUCUCAUGGUUGUCCUCGGUGGAUGGAGUUUCUCAAGCAAACUAGAUCUGCUGAGAAACGCUGCAGUUGCGUCUAAAAUACUUCUUUUUUUUAAUUAUUCAUUUAAAACAUUCCAAGUGAAACACAAAUUUUCAUCAGCAGGGAAACGAAGUAAGCACACGUUAGAAUAGAACACCAAUAAAUAUAACUCAGCAAAUACUGGUAAACCAAAAACUACAGCUUCCCGGUGAGAGAUCACACACUCUGAUUCAGGCGGACACUCGGCCAGCUGAACAUAACACAACAGCAGAGAAAUAUUAGAAGUGUACAGAUGUAAGGAGACAUUUUAAUCUCUUCAGUUUAACAGAUGACACCUAACUGUGGUAUUUUAUAGAUUGUAUUUGAAUGCAGGCAGCCAGAUUGCGUCCCCCCCUCUGCACCUCACCCACUCUUGACAGCUAACUGAUGAAGGAACGCUCUAAAGCAAUUUAACGUGAAGAAUCAGAGUUUUUAUCCUCAGUUCAGUCUUCAAAGGAUAUUUAACUGACAGCAUGUGCCCUAAUGUUUGUGUAUUCUGUGUUUUGUACCUACUGUAGUGAGAUAUGGUUGUUGUCAGUCAUUUCUUUGUGAUGUUUUAACGCUGUCUUGUAUUUUUUUUAUUUUAAUUUACAACUUUCUGCAUUUAUGAAUGUAUUAAGUUAUUAGUUUCCCCUUUUUCGUGCACUUCUGAUCUGCCAGAUAAUUGAAAUAUUCAACUAAAGGUACCCUUUAAUCUGUGAAUCUAUGUAAAAGAAAGUGAUCUGAACUGUAUCUGAUUGUUUAAAGUGCUUUAUCCUUCAUUGGCCUCCAUCAGAUGCCUUUUGGAUGAGCAGUGUUGUUUAUAAUGGAAAACCUCUGAGGA
Molecule: messenger RNA, 5318 nt
Organism: Stegastes partitus (bicolor damselfish)
Lineage: Eukaryota; Metazoa; Chordata; Actinopteri; Pomacentridae
Gene: znf512
Product: zinc finger protein 512
Exons: 15
Coding region: 1-2655 (884 amino acids)
Molecular function (GO): zinc ion binding
Source: RefSeq, a predicted model, not a curated record